GGCCGCAGACCCAAGCAGCAUGUGGACGUUCGGGCGCCGCGCGGCCGCCGGCCUCCUGCCCCGGUCGGCGGCCUCCCGCCCGGCCCAGGCCCGCACCGGGGCACCGCGCCGGGUGGAGUUCGCCCUGUUUUACGGCCGUCGUGGGCUGCGCGUGGGAACCGCCGUGGCCGGAGCGCCCGGCCGAGCCAGUUUGAACCUCCACUACCUCAACCAGAUUCUGAAUGUCAAAAAGCAGAGUGUCUAUUUGAUGCCUCUGAGGAACUCGGGAACUUUGGGCAACCCAGGCUCUCUAGAUGAAACUGCCUACGAAAGACUAGCAGAGGAAACACUGGAUGCCUUAGCAGAGUUUUUUGAAGACCUUGCAGACAAACCCUGUACACUGGAGGACUAUGAUGUCUCCUUUGGGGGUGGUGUCCUAACAGUUAAACUGGGUGGAGAUCUAGGAACCUAUGUGAUCAACAAGCAGACCCCAAACAAGCAAAUCUGGUUAUCAUCUCCCUCCAGUGGACCCAAGCGCUACGAUUGGACUGGGAAAAACUGGGUGUACUCCCACGAUGGCGUGUCCCUCCACGAGCUGCUGGCCACAGAGCUGACUGAAGCCUUAAAAACUGAAUUGGACUUAUCUUCCUUGGUCUAUUCUGGAAAAGGCACUUGAACGGCUGCCCCAUCAUAAAGACCUUAACAGCUAUCAGGCCAAGACCCCAGCUUCCUUCUGCAAUGGAGAGUGGGUUUUCUGUUGUUUUUUUAUUUUGUUUUGUUUUCCAUUCCUGCUUUUGACAACAGCUCUGAAAAGAAUGUGUCGCCUCCGGAGCUGAUUUACUUUCUACAGUUUAUUUGGAUUGAUUGAUUUCCUGCUUCACAUGAUACCUCUUAUCUCUUUUAAUGUCUUAUACCCAUAUCUUAAUAUAAUAAUGACUUUACAUAAAGAAAAAUAAUAAGAAGGAAAUUUUGCCUGGAGGAGAAAUGAGUUGUCCUCAAUUUUCAUUCUUUGAAGGAUUUACUGCAAAAACAUGAAAAGCUGGUGGCUCACCUCUUCAUUUCAUCUGAAAAUGAGUCUCAUGAAAGAGUAGUUUAGGACUAGGGUUGUGGCUCAGUGGUAGAGCACUCGCCUAGCAUGUGUGAGGCACUGGGCUCAAUAAAAAAAUAAAAAAUGUCCAUCAACGACUAAAAAAAUGCUAAAAAAAAAAAAAAGUAGUUUGUAAAUGUCCCCAGGCCUUCUCCUAAGUGUACACACUU
Sciurus carolinensis (gray squirrel) is the source of this 1236-nucleotide messenger RNA. RefSeq names its product frataxin (gene Fxn). Bases 20 to 655 code for a protein of 211 amino acids. The record is from RefSeq and is a predicted model, not a curated record. Gene Ontology annotation, cellular component: mitochondrion. The transcript is spliced from 5 exons. Gene Ontology annotation, biological process: iron incorporation into metallo-sulfur cluster; intracellular iron ion homeostasis. Gene Ontology annotation, molecular function: ferrous iron binding; ferric iron binding; ferroxidase activity. Lineage: Eukaryota; Metazoa; Chordata; Mammalia; Rodentia; Sciuridae.